UAGAUACCCGUCGCCACCGAGCAAUUAUUUAACAGAAUAAACCAUGGGGCCAGCCCACCCACAGCUCGUCCUCCUUGCUGCGAUCGCCUUGCUGUUCGCCGGCCUCCUCCCCCAGGCAUUGGGGAGGGGGAAGGGACAUGGAGCCGGUGCCGUCAACCCACAGGUCGCCGGCAUCUGCUCUCGCACCCCGUUCCCGGAGGUGUGCACGUCUACAGCCGGGCGGCACGCGUCUAAGUACCCGGUCAUCGACAACCUGGCCGUGCUCAACAUGCAGGUCGAAGCGUUCUCCAAGCGCGUGGCGCAGGCGCGGAAGCACGUCGCGAAGUCGGCCCGCACCAUCCCACCGGCGCAGUCGCAGGCCCUUACGUUCUGCGACACCAUGUACAUGAACACCCAGGACACCAUCGGCGCGGCGCAGCGGGCCAUCACGUUCAAGGACACGGGCACCGCCAAGAUCAUGCUGCAGCUCGCCGUCCAGGAUUUCGAGUCGUGCGACCGGCCGUUCACUCAGGCUAAUGCCGCCAACCCCAUGGGGAAGUUCGAUAAGGAGCUCAACCAGAUGGCCAACAACUGCAUGACGCUUGCAAACAUGAUCUGAUCCAUGCGGAGGCAGUUAGGCAUGCUUGCACCCCCAGCGUGAGGUGCAGAGACAAGCAUGCAUGGACGUGGAGGACUUGAGAUUUUCAGAUUAUUUUCGAAUUCAUUUAAUUAAUCCAUUAUGCGUUUUAUUGACUAAA
This is a messenger RNA of Setaria italica (foxtail millet), 737 nucleotides long. RefSeq lists its product as uncharacterized. Gene Ontology annotation, molecular function: enzyme inhibitor activity. Bases 44 to 598 code for a protein of 184 amino acids. The transcript has a single exon. NCBI's taxonomy places the organism in Eukaryota, Viridiplantae, Streptophyta, Magnoliopsida, Poales, Poaceae. The record is from RefSeq and is a predicted model, not a curated record.